AGGUUAUGCUAGUUGAACUAGACACGAUAUUGGUGAAUCUAUCAGCUUGUAUUAUGUUGUUCUACCUGAAUACCUAAGUACUAUGAUGACCCAAGAGCAACUAGCCCUGCUGCCGGCCGUUUCUGUGCCUCUAGCCGGUACCGGUACCCUGCACGGAGUACCGGUCGAUUAUGUAACUAGAAAGUUAAACACUUCAAGUGGAAGUGCCGGAUCAAGCGAAGAGAACUCAUGUUCACUUGAAAAAGAUUACUAUGGAUGUUAUUGUUUAAAGUUUAUUGUUAAGAAUGGAACUCAUAUAACCGAAGAGAAAGUGAUAGAAGAUUUUGGAACCUAUGGUGAAGUAGUGGAUGUGAGAGGUCCAGGUCUUUUCUCCGGGUUAAGAGGAAACCAUGUUUACGUUAGGUUUAUUGAAAGACGGGUUGCGGAGCAUGCAUUGAAAGAGUUAAGUGGAAAAUAUCAUCAACUAACCCCUGCUUCAAUAUCAGAUGUAUUACCUGAUAACUAUGGUCUCUACACCAUCAGCUUUUAUAAUAAAACCGGAAUUCCGUCUAGUGAGGUUCGUAGAGAAUUCUCCAAGUUCGGCGAGGUUAAAAACCUGACAGGAUCUCUAGAUGUUAAAGGUGGCCGUGUAUUCGUGAGCUAUAAGAACAAGGAGAGCGCAGUGCAGGCGCUGCAAGCAUUCUUCUUCCGUAAGGAUCGUUAUCCCAAUAUGAAGUUUGCGCUCCCAAGAUGUGAGAAGGAUUAUUUUGGUUGCUACUGUCUCAAGUUCUACAACAAGACCGGGGAGAUGACCAUCGGUAAGGUGAUGGAAGAUUUCAACCAGUACGGAGAGGUUGUUGAUGUCCGUGGUCCUGGACUCUUUGAUGUUACUGGUGAUGAUGUUUACGUGAGAUACAAAGAGAAGAGCUCCGCGGAGCAGGCCCUCAUAGAGCUGGUCGGGAAGUACGACAGCCUUUGUUUAGCUCCUCCUUCUGAUAUUCAAGCUGAUAAAUUUGGAUAUUACACAAUAACAUUUGUGAAUGACAAGUGUCUAUCCAAAAGUGAUGUUUGGUACAUUUUUAGCAAGUUUGGAACUGUCGCCUGUGUGAAUGGAACCUUUGACUGCAAGAAAGGUCGAGUGUUUGUUUCCUACAAGGAGAAGCAAGGUGCUCUCAAUGCACUGGAAACAAUGCUGAUAACAAAGGAAUACCAUCUUCAGGUUUCCAAGAAUUCAACGGUUCGAAAGAACGAUUACAACGUUGUGUCUGGAGGGAAGGAGAAUGAUUCAAUGGAUUUCUCAGGAGAUAUGCAGAGACAAGAACGUGCUUCCUCAGAGCAAAAGAAUCUACGGGACCGAUCCUGUAGUCGAGAAGCAUCCUGUGGACCACCUGGACUACGGUUAGCUGGUCCUCCUCCUACAUCUCAACAACGUCUGUCCCACCAUUCUCAGCAACAUGUUGAGGGACCACCUGACAAUAUGUCUGGUCCACCCCCGCCCAUUAUGCAUCAACGCAUCACCGCUCCACUAAUGGGCGUCGCCCCUGGUAAGAACGGAUUAGUAAAGUUCAACAGGAACGUGGAAAUGGAUAUAUUCGGUUAUUUCUGCCUUUCUUUUCUCAACGAGGACGGAGAAAUUUCGGAGAAGAAGGUUCGGACGGAUUUCUCCAAGUUCGGAGAAGUUGUGUCCGUCCGGGGUGCUCUGGGUAAGCAGAAAGGUCACGUGUUUGUCCGGUUCAGGAAGAAGGAGGCAGCGGAGAACUGUCUGAAUUGUUUGAAUAGUUUCCCGUUGAGUGAGAUGUCUGAACUGUUCGGGAGAUAUCUCUUCCUGUCCCCUGCUACACCCAGGGAUAUUGACUGUGAUAUGUACGGAUUAUACAGCAUCUCCUUUUUAAACCUGAAUGCUAAGUCCUUCCCAAGCAUUCGUAGCGAGUUCGCCAAGUUCGGUGAAAUCGUCGGAAUGACGAAUGGUGGCGGAGGAAACACGGACGAGUUGGUGUGUAUCAGCUACGCGGAUAAACAGGCCGCAGUCCGGGCAUUGAAAACCCACUUUACCAACAAGGAUUAUCCAUACCUAGAUAUUGCGAAAGGUUCGUCUUUGUUACUUGUAAACUCCAGUGAUAGCUCAGAUUGUGAAGAUCAUGAAUCUGCCACCAUGCACCAUCAUCACCUGGAGCUGGCGCGUCUACACCAAGAUCGGUUAACCGUCGGCCGUCCUUCUUCCAGAAACCAUUCCUCGGAACGGCCGCACGAUCCAUUUAGUAACAACUCCGUGGUCGGAAACGAUGUAGUCGAUGAGCUUCUGAAACCGCUGCAGUCCUACUUCAGCGUGUUCCGAACUGGAAGCUAUGAUCACGGUUCUCAUCACGGGCUUCUAGACGGAGAUGUGAUGAAUGGAAGGGACGGACCUCCGGCUCACAACACCCGUAGUCAUGAUAAAAGGUACAAAAUUAAGAAAAACCAGCAGUCUGAUGUACGCAAGCGUCAAGAGGGCUCGGAAAACGGAAUGAUGCAUCAAAAUCACUCUGGGAUGCAUCAUCACCCUCCUCCACAGCAAGGUCAAGUUAUGCAUCCGUCCCAGGGUAUGUCAGCUCCGCCUCCUCUAACCAACGGCGGAUAUGCAGGAGCCCCAGUCAUACUUGAGAGCAUGGAGACGGAGAUUGCCCAGCAUCCGCCGCCAAAUAUGAACGAGCCGCCGCCAAAUAUGGUUUCUAAUUCUAACUUCCAGGGUAACCGACCCCUUAUUCUUCUUCCCUCUAUGGUCGGGCCCCCACCAGGAGUAAUGAUGAGUCCACCUGGAAACCCACAGAUGUACUCAACUCCACAGAAGGAGGAUCGUAGACAAGAUCCUAGACAGGAGCAGUUGGAGGCGGACAUUAGUAAUCUUUCUUUAAUGGAGAAUAGAGAGAGCUCACAGGGUAGCGAAGAUUCAUCAGAUGAGCUUGAAAUAACAACGCAAAUACCAGCGGAUAUAUCAGAACCUUCCAAUCAACAACACAACAUAGUUUCUCAACCUACAGUUACUUUUAUCGCCAAAGAUAUGUUUUCUCUUUAUUCCCUCAGUUUCAUUUGUAAAUCUAAAGAUCUCUCAGAGAGGAAAAUCAAGCUGGACUUCAAUCUCGUUGGCGAGGUUUCUCGAGUUCGAGGUCAACUUGGUCGAGCUGAAUCUACAAUAGUUGUUAGUUUUGAACAAGAGAAGGAUGCGUUAGCAUGCCUCCGGGAUACUUCACUCUUACAAAAGUAUCCCAGUCUAGGAGUUGCUCCUCCCAUGAGGGUAGUACCGGACAAGGACGGAAACUACUCCAUAGAGUUCAUCAACACAGGGAUGUCAGGUGUGAAGGAAAUUACCAACGAGUUCUCACGGCACGGAGAACUAGUGAAGGUUCACCAGGGUGGAGCUAAGAACGCAGUAAAGAGGGUUACAGUCAGUUAUACUGACGUCGACUCAGCUAUGCGGGCAAUAGGAACCUACGCCAAUGACAAGGAUGUUAGAGGGAUAGAUUUUGUCGGAGAAUGUCUCGAGUUUCAAGCCUAAGCUUUGAACUGUACCGAACUUACAUUCUGAUCGAGAAAUCUGAACUUCUAUCCUUGCUCCGUGUAGUCAACAUGGACCUGCAAUAUACAUUAUACAGUUGGAGUAAACUACAUUCCGAUCCUUCAACUCAGUGAUCUUAAUCUCUUGUGAUCUCGACGGGGUCUUCACAUACUUCGUCAGCCACAUGGUCACAUUGUCCGCCAACUCGAUGCAAACUGUGGCAGACAGAUGCUCUGCUGUUCAGUUGCUCGGCUGUUUAUAUAUAUAUUUUCUAUUCACUGCUUUUGCUAAAUACCUUCAGUUAUUUGUAAAUAAGGAAAAUUUUAAAACGCGUGUAUGUGUGUUUACAGAAACCAGAAACCUUUCAAAGAUUCCUGGUUUAACCAAAAUCUGAUUUAUCUAACCAUGUAUUGUCGUUAUUUAAUAGCAGUGUUUUUCAAUACUAUUCGAUCCCUAGAAUGGAUUACGCAUGUACGCAUUCCUAAAUUGCGUACACAGCUCAUAAUCAUUGUUUCUUGACUCACCUACAUAUUUUGUUUCGACCAUCAUUCAUUCUGCUUAAACUUAUGUUAUUCAUACUUGAGAGCAACCAGCUCUUCUCUUCAGCCUUGGAAGAACUAGAAAACAAAUAGGAUGUCUACCCUUGUCUACAGUUUUCAACAACAACAUAGUUUAUAGGCUGAAAUAUUCAAAUUCAACUUUUAAUUCAUUCUUGGAUAAUGGGUGGAAUAGAAACCACACUGUGGUGGUAUUUCAACGAUAUUUUAUAAGUUCUAAGCCCUGUAAUCAUUAGUUUAUAUAAAGUGUAAGAGAAGGAGUAAGAUUUUGCUAGAUCUGCAACCCAAACUUCUCACUUGAAUAUUCAAUCUCUUUGGUGCGUUUACGCAGAACAAAUUCGGUCUUAAUCCACUAUUCAACCAGUUUAGCUGUAAGAAAAACCAUUUAUCUUUUUGACAAUUAAUGUAUUUUUAUUUUUUCCAGCUCUGUUCCACCAUGAAAUGGAUUUUCCCCUUCUAAUUGUAUCAUACUUGAUGAAAAUAUUUUUAGAUUUUGUUAAUUGAUCAGAUUUAUGAGAUCAAGUGUCAUGAGUUAUAUUGUGUUAAAGUGUUCAGUCCUAGUUUUCCAUCCUUUUUUAUGCUUUUUAAUUAAUUCAGUUUAUUACAUUAAGAUGUAACGAAAUUAAAAUGGUAAGAUGAUAUAUAUAUUGGUAUGAUUACUUUAGAUCAAUAAAUAUGUAAGUAACCAAA
This is a messenger RNA of Eurytemora carolleeae, 4758 nucleotides long. RefSeq lists its product as uncharacterized. The transcript is spliced from 10 exons. The coding region runs from base 83 to 3511 and encodes 1142 amino acids. NCBI's taxonomy places the organism in Eukaryota, Metazoa, Arthropoda, Copepoda, Calanoida, Temoridae. Gene Ontology annotation, molecular function: poly(A) binding; poly(U) RNA binding; mRNA 3'-UTR binding. Gene Ontology annotation, cellular component: ribonucleoprotein complex; nucleus; cytosol. The record is from RefSeq and is a predicted model, not a curated record.